Molecule: messenger RNA, 773 nt
Organism: Cotesia glomerata
Lineage: Eukaryota; Metazoa; Arthropoda; Insecta; Hymenoptera; Braconidae
Gene: Cyt-b5
Product: cytochrome b5
Exons: 4
Coding region: 208-573 (121 amino acids)
Cellular component (GO): membrane; intracellular membrane-bounded organelle
Molecular function (GO): heme binding
Source: RefSeq, a predicted model, not a curated record
GUUAAAAUGCCCAGAUGAUUCAAGACAUCGGACAGUUGAAGAUAAAAUUCUUUUGAUUUCACAUUUUGGAGUUGAAAACUGAAGACUAAAACGUGUUCGAUCUUUAGCAGUAAAUUUUUAUUAACAAACAAUUCAUUAAUAAAAUUUUAAAAUAAAAAUAAAUUUUUUAUCACGCCAUUUACUAAAUAAAUAAAUAACUAACUAAUAAUGGAGACUCCAGCAAGUACAUCAACUCCUUCAACUACUAAAUUUUAUUCUCGUGCUGAAGUAGCUACACAUAAUGACAGCAAAAGUACAUGGCUUAUUAUCCAUAACAGCAUUUAUGACGUUACUUCAUUUUUAAAUGAACAUCCAGGAGGGGAAGAAGUUUUACUCGAGCAGGCAGGUAAAGACGGUACAGAACCAUUUGAAGACGUAGGACACUCAAGUGAUGCUAAACAAAUGGUGGAACCAUACAAAGUCGGCGAACUUCUUGAGGAAGAAAGAGAUAAUUCAUAUGAUAAGAAAAAGAAUAACAACUGGGCAAGUAGUGGAGACAGUGAUGAACCCAGUCGCUGCUGUAUGCUGAUGUGAUUGGAAAUUCCAGUGGUUCCUGGAGUUCAUGGCUGAUUCCUGUCGCUCUGGGUAUUUUAGCAACUGUAAUUUAUCGCUACUUCAUUGCUGCUCGCUAAGAAAAAUAAUUAUUUAAAAAACAUUCCCAAAAAUACAAACAAGAAGAGAUUAACUACAACAGUAGUGGAAGUAAUUAAAGAAGAAAGGAUGGAUUGGAAGAA